Messenger RNA from Rotaria sordida, 1158 nucleotides. The record is from the annotation of a GenBank genome assembly. Lineage: Eukaryota; Metazoa; Rotifera; Eurotatoria; Philodinida; Philodinidae.
AUGUCGCAUCAAUAUAUUGACGAUUCGUAUGGGCCAUCUCGUCGUCGUGCAGCCAUUCAAUCCCAUCACCCAUCGGAUAGUUCAUCUCGACGAAACGCACCUCCAACAUCAAGAGAUUUUGCUUUUCAAUCUACCUUUCAACCCAAUCGACAAAGAAAUCCUCAUCCAUCUUCUCAUCAUCAUUAUCAUGGAGAAUAUUCUCAUUUCGAUGGAUAUCCAAAUUCAACAAUAUUAUCAUCUAAUCGAAUACAUAAUUCAUCGAAUGAUCAACCGCAUCGACGAAAUCGAUUAGAAGCUCGUUCUACUCAUUCGCAUGUACAACAUCCUCAAUCCUAUCAUGAUGAUCAUCGGGAUCUUUUUAGUUCAUCGAAUCGUCAUUAUUUUAAUAGUCAACAACCAUUGACAAACCAUUUCUUGGCUUCUCAAUCAAAUCGUUAUGAUCAAGAUUAUCCAAGAUAUGAAAGAAAUUCUGGUCAAAAUAAUCGAAGACAUCAUCGAGAAGAAACUUAUCCCUUCCAAUCGUAUCCACUACAUUCAAAUCAUCGAUCGGUAAAUCUUCAAUCAGUACGUCAACGUUCGAAUCCCGUUCGAUCUGUUGAUCAUCCUUCAUAUUCCUCGCAUACUGUUCCAAUUCAUCGAUCUUCUCAUCCUCCAAUGCCAUUAUUUUCACGAUCAUCUAUGCCAAUGCGACUUAAUCAUCCGAUUUCUCUUCUAACUCAUUUCCUUCAAAGUUUUUUUGGCAGAGGUAUUCCAUCAUUCGGUGAUGAUGAUGAUGAUGAUGACGAUGAUGAUGAUGAUGAUCCCUCAUCUUCAACUCCGAUUGAUAUGAUUGCUUUUUCAUGGAUGAUGCAAAGACCUGAUGUUCCUGCUAUUCUUCAUAUUCAAUUUGGUGAUUUACUCGAUUUACUUGCUCACGAUGAAACCCCUUCCGUUGGUCUAUCCGACAGUGAUAUUGAACGUAUACCAACGACGAUUUAUCGAAAAACAAGGAAAUCGAAAUCCACUGAUGAUAAAUGUAUCAUUUGUUUAAGUAAAUAUAAAACCGGUGAAACUUUGAAACGUUUACGAUGUGAACAUUUUUUUCAUUCUAAAUGUAUUGAUCCAUGGUUAAAGACGUCAAUUCAAUGUCCAAUCUGUCGUCGUGCACAAACUGACUAA